CUAUACACAGAAUAUAGAAAUAGAGAGAGAGAAGAGGAAGAAAAAUAACAGCUUUUUGCCCCUUUCUCAUAAACACGAGGAGAAGGAGGAAUUGUUUUUUUUCUUCCAAGUUCCAACACUUAUGAACAUUUUCAGGAAGUUAACCGCCAUGAACAUUUUCAAGAAGAAGACUACUCCCAAAGAUGCGCUUCGAACCAGCAAAAGAGAAAUGGCUGUGGCUACACGAGGUAUCGAGAGAGAGAUCUCAUCUCUUCAGCUGGAGGAGAAGAGACUAGUUGCAGAAAUCAAGAAAACAGCUAAAACUGGAAACGAGGCGGCUACAAAGAUUUUGGCACGUCAACUAGUUCGAUUGAGGCAACAGAUUACAAACUUACAGGGAAGCCGGGCUCAAAUUAGGGGUGUGACGACUCACACACAGGCUCUGUAUGCCAGCACUUCCAUUUCUUCUGGUAUGAAGGGUGCAACUAAAGCUAUGGUUGCCAUGAACAAGCAAAUGGCACCAACGAAACAAGCCAAAGUGAUUAAGGAUUUCCAGAAACAGUCUGCACAGCUAGACAUGACGAUAGAGAUGAUGUCAGAGGCAAUUGAUGAAACACUUGACAAAGAUGAGGCUGAAGAAGAAACAGAAGAUCUCACUAACCAGGUUCUUGAUGAGAUUGGUGUUGGAGUUGCAUCUCAGUUAUCUUCAGCUCCAAAAGGUCGGAUCGCUACAAAAACUGCAGCUCCACCUGCUACCACUGCAGCGACUACUAACAACGACAGCUCUGAAACAAGUGAAGUGGAUGAGCUUGAGAGGAGGCUGGCUUCACUGAGACGAAUCUGAGACGCAUCUUAUCAAGGAAAUGCAUAUGAUGUAAGAAGAAGAAAAAAUACAGCUUCCUUUAUUUUUGCUUGUAAUCUUUGUAUAAAUCUGCUGAAACUCAUCCUUUGAAAAGAUUUUGUUAAACCAAACGGUUUUAGAAAGAAGUUGAAUUACAAACGCUUUCUUUUGAAUAAAAAAAUCUCUGUAGAAAAAACGCUUUCUUUGACUUUGUGUAUAUGUAUUCGUAGAAAUUUAAAAUUUU
Raphanus sativus (radish) is the source of this 1064-nucleotide messenger RNA. Its product is annotated as vacuolar protein sorting-associated protein 2 homolog 2. Gene Ontology annotation, biological process: protein transport; endosome transport via multivesicular body sorting pathway; late endosome to vacuole transport. The transcript is spliced from 10 exons. Lineage: Eukaryota; Viridiplantae; Streptophyta; Magnoliopsida; Brassicales; Brassicaceae. Gene Ontology annotation, cellular component: ESCRT III complex; multivesicular body. Bases 122 to 823 code for a protein of 233 amino acids. The record is from RefSeq and is a predicted model, not a curated record.